Messenger RNA from Telopea speciosissima, 1484 nucleotides. RefSeq names its product KH domain-containing protein At1g09660/At1g09670-like. The record is from RefSeq and is a predicted model, not a curated record. Gene Ontology annotation, biological process: regulation of mRNA splicing, via spliceosome. The transcript is spliced from 7 exons. The coding region runs from base 114 to 1004 and encodes 296 amino acids. Gene Ontology annotation, molecular function: mRNA binding. Gene Ontology annotation, cellular component: nucleus. Lineage: Eukaryota; Viridiplantae; Streptophyta; Magnoliopsida; Proteales; Proteaceae.
UCUCUCUCUCUCUCUCUCUCUUUCUUCUUCCAUAGGAAGAGAAGACGAAGAAUCGGUAUAGACGAUAGACGACGACUUGGGCUGUUUCUGCUCUUUUUAACUACUGUAUACCGAUGGGCGAUAGAAUCCCACCUGGAAGUUACUUCCAAUACUCCCCUUCUGGAGUCCAUGCUUCUCCUCACAGGCCUUCUUCUGCUUCUUUAGAUCGAGAAAGCAAUGGAAGAUAUUUGGCUGAACUGUUGGCAGAGAGGCAGAAACUGGGACCAUUUAUGCAAGUUCUGCCGCUUUGCAGCAGGCUUCUCAACCAAGAAAUUGUACGAGCAUCUGGCAUGGUGCAAAAUCAAGGUUUUGUGGACCAUGAAAGAAUUGAGCAUGAGAGUCCACUGAGAUCUACAUCUACAGUUCAACACCCGAAUGGUGGACCCAUGGAUUUGGAGGGAUGGCCUGUGAUUCAACCAGAGGAAAAUGGAACUCUUCAAAGAAUGGGCUCCUUUCAAGCUUCUCCAAUUGGUUGGCAUGGGGCACCUGGAGUUACAACCAGUCCUGUUGUAAAGAAGGUUAUUAGACUAAAUGUUCCAGUUGACAACUUUCCCAAUUACAACUUUGUUGGUCGACUCUUGGGACCACGAGGGAAUUCCUUGAAAAGAGUUGAAGCUACAACACAAUGUAGGGUGUACAUAAGAGGUCGAGGUUCUGUGAAGGAUUCUGUUAAGGAAGAAAAACUCAGAGAUAAACCUGGAUAUGAGCACCUAAAUGAGCCUUUACAUGUGCUGGUGGAGGCUGAAUUUCCAGCAGAUAUGGUAGAUUCUCGUCUGAAUCAAGCUGUGUCAAUAUUAGACGACCUUUUGAAGCCUGUGGAUGAAUCCUUGGAUUACUACAAGAAGCAACAAUUAAGGGAAUUGGCUAUGCUAAAUGGUACACUGAGAGAGGAGAGCCCGAGCAUGAGCCCGAGCAUGUCUCCCUUCAAUAGUGCAGGGAUGAAACGAGCCAAGACAGGACGAUAACCCUUAUGUUCUAGUUGAAGCUUUAGGGGAGUGAUUAUGAUUUCUCACCAGGUUCUUAAAAAAGCCAGUCUGUGAGAUUAUGGUCUCUGAAUGAGUUACCAUCUUGCGAGUAUCUUGGGGAGGCUGUGAAAUUUCAACUGGUUAGUUGUACUGGGAGUCGUUUAUAAGAUUUGGUGUUAGACGUAUCUCAGAUGGGUUUGUAUUCAAUCAUUGUUUGUUCCAUAAGUCGUUAAGCCUAUUUUCAGUUAUCUAUUCUUUCUUGUAUCAUUCCCCUAAAAUUAUACUGGUCAAUUUCAUUAGUACGGGAUGGCUCCAUUCAGUGCUCCCCUGGAUGAUUUUCUUAUACUAACAGUUGUUCAGUCUAAUGUUUAAUGUACUUGGGAGUCUUUGCAUUCUAUGGCAGAUACAUGCAUAAUUUUAUUCAUGCAUGUUUUGGGUGUAAACUUAAAUGUCAUGCUUGUAUUAUAUUUUUAUUUGGUU